This is a messenger RNA of Megalobrama amblycephala (Wuchang bream), 3719 nucleotides long. It is a transcript of the gene chrd, whose product is annotated as chordin. The record is from RefSeq and is a predicted model, not a curated record. The coding region runs from base 192 to 3023 and encodes 943 amino acids. Lineage: Eukaryota; Metazoa; Chordata; Actinopteri; Cypriniformes; Xenocyprididae. Gene Ontology annotation, molecular function: protein binding. The transcript is spliced from 20 exons. Gene Ontology annotation, biological process: multicellular organism development.
CGCGCUGACGGCGCACUCGCAGCUCGCGCUCUGACGCGUCACGACAGAAAACACUGUGAGGAACACCCGAGAUCAGUCUGAGCAGGACGCGUAUCAACCCAACCUUACUAUUUCAUCAGUUUUCCUUUCUAUACAACAGCAGUGAACUGUGUUUUGGUGAAGAGGAGGAAGACUCUGGACAAUCCCUCGGGAUGGAGGCGCUGCGCGUGCUGUGGAUUCUGGGCUGCGCGUGGAUCUCUUCGGCUCAGGGCUCGAGACUCAAGACACCCGCCUUACCCAUCCAGCCCGAGCGGGAACCGAUGAUCUCGAAGGGCUUAUCCGGUUGCUCCUUCGGUGGCCGCUUUUAUUCCCUGGAAGACACGUGGCAUCCAGACCUGGGCGAGCCGUUCGGCGUGAUGCACUGCGUCAUGUGCCACUGCGAGCCGCAGCGGAGCCGGCGAGGGAAGGUGUUCGGGAAGGUGAGCUGCCGGAAUAUGAAACAGGACUGUCCCGAACCGACCUGUGACGAUCCGGUCCUGCUUCCAGGACACUGCUGCAAAACGUGCCCCAAAGGCGACUCCGGGAGGAAGGAGGCGGAGUCUCUGUUCGAGUUCUUCCAGGAGAAAGACGACGACCUGCACAAGUCGUACAACGACAGAUCCUACAUCAGCUCCGAGGACAGCAGUAACCGUGACAGCGCGAGCGAUUUCGUGGCGCUGCUGACGGGCGUGACAGACUCUUGGCUGCCGAGCUCCAGCGGCGUCGCUCGGGCGCGAUUCACGCUCACCCGCACCAGCCUGACCUUCUCCAUCACCUUCCAGAGGAUGAACAGGCCGAGCGCCGUCACCUUCCUGGACUCCGACGGGAACACUGCGUUUGAGUUCAGGGUCCCGCAGGCCGACACAGACAUGAUCUGCGGAGUCUGGAAGAACCUGCCGAAGUCCCACAUGCGGCAGCUGGAGGCGGAGCAGCUGCGCGUUUCCAUGACGACCGCCGACAACAAGAAGGAGGAGAUACAGGGCAAAAUCAUCAAACACAGAGCGCUGUUCGCAGAAACGUUCAGUGCCAUCCUGACGUCCGAAGAGGUGCAUUCUGGGAUGGGCGGAAUCGCCAUGUUGACGCUCAGUGACACAGAAAACAAUCUGCAUUUUAUCCUGAUUCUGCAGGGACUCGUUUCUCACGGGAGCUCGUCUGCACAGGUGCCGGUGAGAGUGAAACUGCUGUACCGACAGCAUCUGCUGAGAGAAAUACGAGCGAACAUCUCUACAGACGACUCUGACUUCGCUGAAGUCCUGGCGGAUCUGAACAGUCGGGAACUCUUCUGGUUGUCCCGCGGGCAGCUGCAGAUCGUCGUGGAAACGGAGGGUCAAAACCCCCGCCAGAUCUCCGGAUACAUCUCUGGAAAGAGAUCAUGUGACACUCUUCAGAGCGUGAUGUCCGGCGGCUCUGCUCUGACUCCUGGGAAGACCGGCGGCGUGGGCUCGGCCGUCUUCACGCUGCACCACAACGGCUCGCUCGACUACCAGGUUCUGGUGGCGGGUCUGACCAGCGCGGCGGUGGGCGUGACCAUCGAGAUGAAGCCGCGCCGGCGCAGUAAACGCAGCGUUCUGUACGACAUCACGGCCGACUUCGCGGCGGAGGAGCGGGGCGGCGGACGGGCGGUGGGCAGCGUCAGCCGUGUGGAGGCCAGACACAUUCACAUGCUGCUGCAGAACGAGCUGUUCGUCAACAUCGCCACGGCCGAGCAGCAGGAGAGCGAGCUGCGCGGACAGAUACGCACGCUGCCGUACAACGGGCUGGACGCGCGCCGGAACGAGCUCCCGGUUCCUCUCGCGGGUCAGUUCGUGUCUCCUCCGGUCCGCACGGGCGCGGCCGGUCACGCCUGGGUCUCGGUGGACGAACAGUGUCAUCUGCAUUACGAGAUCGUCGUCAACGGCCUCAGCAAGAGCGAAGACGCCUCCGUCAGCGCUCACCUGCACGGAUUGGCCGAGAUCGGCGAGAUGGACGACUCCUCCACCAAUCACAAGAGACUUCUGACUGGCUUCUACGGUCAACAGGCUCAGGGAGUGUUGAAAGAUAUCAGUGUUGAGUUAUUGAGGCAUUUGGACGAAGGCACAGCUUAUAUUCAGGUCAGCACCAAAAUGAAUCCAAGAGGAGAAAUCCGAGGACGGAUUCACGUUCCCAACAGCUGUGAGUUCGGCUCUCGCGGUGAGGUGGUGGAGGAGGCCGAGUUCGACGACCUCGUGUUCGUCCGCGACCCGGCCGAGCUGAGAAAAGACCCGCACACGUGCUUCUUCGAGGGAGAGCAUCACGCACACGGGUCGCAGUGGACGCCGCAGUACAACACCUGCUUCACCUGCACCUGCCAGAAGAAGACGGUGAUCUGCGAUCCGGUGAUCUGUCCUGCGCUCUCGUGUCCUCACACCAUCCAGCCUGAAGACCAGUGCUGUCCGGUCUGUGACGCAGAAAAGAAGGAGAACAAAGAGACGACUGCUGUAGAAAAAGUUGAGGAAGAUCCAGAAGGCUGUUAUUUCGAAGGCGAUCAAAAGAUGCACGCACCUGGCACGACAUGGCAUCCGUUCGUCCCGCCUUUCAGGUACAUCAAGUGUGCCGUGUGCACCUGCAAGGGCUCCACAGGAGAAGUGCACUGCGAAAAGGUGACGUGCCCGCCUCUUACCUGCAGCCGACCAAUCAGACGCAAUCCUUCAGACUGCUGUAAGGAGUGUCCUGCAGAAGACACGCCCCCUCUGGAGGACGACGAAAUGAUGCAGGCUGACGGAACGCGGCAUUGCAAGUUCGGCAAAAACUACUACCAGAAUAGCGAACACUGGCACCCGAGUGUCCCGCUGGUGGGCGAGAUGAAGUGCAUCACCUGCUGGUGUGAUCACGGCGUCACGAAGUGCCAGAGGAAACAGUGUCCGCUGCUGAGCUGCAGUAACCCCAUUCGCAGAGAGGGAAAAUGCUGUCCUGAAUGCAUAGAGGACUUUAUGGAAAAAGAAGAAAUGGCAAAGAUGGUGGAGAAAAAGAAAACCUGGAGACACUGAUACCUUCUUUCCUCAACGCUCACCAUCCUCCUGUUUUGAGAUCAGGCGUCUCAAACUCGCACAACGGGACGCCUGCGGACUGCAAAAAUAAAUCUGCGCACGAAACGGAGAAGAGGUCCAGACUGUAACAAGGAAGUUUGGGAGAAAGUGGCUCUGAAAAAAAGGAGAAUGAAUCUCAGCUGCUGCAGUUGUUUGAGUUUCCCACUGACAUCAUUUCCUCACGGGAAAGUUUGUUUUAACUUUGUUUGCAUAUUUGACUUGGUGCAAAACAUCAGACACUCGUACUAAGAUUUUACACAUCAUCAUACCUGUAAAUGCAUACAAUGUAUGCAUGUGAGCACGACGUACCACACUUCAUACGGUAAAAUAACGCUUCACUACAAAAUGCACAUGCCAUCAUUACAAUCAUUCAUAAUUCAAAUAUGACACUCAAAUCCCAGCCAAUCAGCAGGACUGUUGUAAUGCAUCUGAUUGGAGAUUCACCCUGUGGGUGGGGCUUGGCUGUGGGGUGGGGUUUAGAAUGCUCAUCAACAUAAACCCCGCCCAUUUCUGUUCUGUUGCACCUGAUGUUGUAAGUCUGUUUUUGCUGGUAUAUAAUAUUUUAUGGCUAUUUUCUUUCAGUAUUUUGAUGGAUAUUAUGAAUAUUGUUUGUAUUGCAUAUUUAUUAAUGAUGAAUAAACAAAGUUUUAAAAUUUA